This is a messenger RNA of Racocetra fulgida, 1035 nucleotides long. Lineage: Eukaryota; Fungi; Glomeromycota; Glomeromycetes; Diversisporales; Gigasporaceae. The record is from the annotation of a GenBank genome assembly.
AUGGAAUGUAAUUUGUGCAAAAAACCAACAUCUAAACGUUGCUCGAGGUGUAAAAUUAAAUAUUAUUGCAGUAAAUCAUGUCAAAAGAAUGAUUAUGCAAAUCAUAUUCUGGUUUGCCCUCAAAGAUCAGCAGACAUUCAUGUUAAAGGAGUUUUUCAGCUACCACUUAACAUUAAAAAAGCAUAUGAUGAUGGUGGUUAUACCAGCGAAUAUUAUAAAUGGUUUUUAAAAAAUGAACACUUGUUGCAAGAUCUGAGUAAAUAUGAGGGUGAAAGAUCCCUUGAACCUUUAGCGGAUAAAAUGAUUUCACUUGUCAAACCGUACCUUUCUGAACAUGAUCUUUCUGAACAUGAUCAAGCAGUUCUUUCCAGCUCUCUUCCGGAUUCGAAACGUCAUAUUUGUAUUUUCUACUUAAUGAUACUUCAAGGAUAUCUUCCUCGAAUUGAGCAACCACACUGGAUUGACUUUGGAUUUUGUGCUUGUAAAGUCAGUGAUAAUUACCAUAGAGAGUUUAUUCUUAAUACCGUACAUAUUCCUAUAUUAUCUGCUGGAAAUUGUGAAUUAGCAGAAGAAGUUCGGUUAAAAAACUUGUAUCAGGAACUUAUAGUUCAAAAAGGCUGCAAGAUCGAUGAAUUCAAUGAUGCUUAUAUAUCUGGAACCGUAUUAGAUUUGAUAAAGAGAAAAUAUGACAAAACUAAUACUAGUUGGUUAUCAGCAAGUAAGAUAGAAACAUUUGGAUACAAUCAACCGGUAAAGAGCGUCUAUAAUCUCAAGCAGUAUAUUUUAAGCAAUUCUGUAGAUAUGGUACCUGCUGUAAUGGUUGAUUAUGGUUUUGGAAAUUGUCGCACAAAAGAUGAGGAAAAACAACUUAAAAAUAUGUAUGAAAAAUUGAUCUUUGCACCUCAAUUUGAUGCAAUUAGCUUACACAAGGCUUGCAUAGCAGGAAAAAUUUUUGAAUAUGUCAGCUCUAUUCUUCCUAAUGAUGUGUUAAGAGUUGAUCUUUUGAGAAAUCUGUACCCUUUAGAAGAAUAUUAG